AUUCAUUUACAAUGUCAAGUGCCAUUGGUCUAAAACUCAAAGUUAAUUUAACGCUCUAGAGCUUCUCUAUUGACGGCAAAGCUAGUCUUGCAAGUGCUGGCAAUAAAAUAUCAAUACCCAACCAUAAGCAUUCUUGAAACAUCGAUACCGAUCAUGACGUCGAAAUGAGCUUCGAGUCUAUUGAGUGGUUUUGAUACUGCUUUUGGCCUGCUGCUAUGGCGAUCAACCAUUUCAGAUGUACCACGCAUCCUCAAAAGAGAUUGUCUGCGAGCCAGUGCUGGCAUCAUCCAAUUAGUCCACUGCAUGGCAAGGCUGUCGAUGAGUGUUACCCGGAUGAUUUUUAGUGAAGGCGCUUUUGAGCCUUAUUGGUGAUUCAUGCGGGGGAAUUUGGGUAAUCCCACACUUGGGGGCAGUAAAAAGCCUUUCUCAUGCAAGGUAAUUCUGUUCAGCCUCCGUUCACACGCGAAUGGUAGAGGAUUUAUGAAAAAUGAUUCGAAUGUUUAUACUAUAUCUUAUCCCCAUCCCCAAUGAGCUAAUUGAUCACUCUUUCUGUCAACGAAACAAUUCAUCCUUCCAAUUAUUCGGUCAUAAUUCCUUAGUUUUGACAUCUUUGCGCUCAUGGAUUAUUCAAAAACACUCUCAACCGGAGAUCUUACAGCAUCAUCAGUAUCUGCCUAUGUCAUCGAUGAAUCCAAGACUCUUGAAUCUCACUGCUUCAUACCAGAACCCCCAAAUCAUCACCCACACCAUGGUGGAAAAGUUAUCAGCGAUGCAGAUUGGCCAACUCUAAAACCAAUCAUUCAUCGUCUGUACAUCAUUGAUAAUUUGAAAUUUCCCAAAGUUAAGGAGGCGCUCAAAUCGGAGUUCGGAUACAAGAUCACGAAACGGCAAUUUACUCGAAAAGUCGGAAGCUGGGGCUUUAAAAAGAAUUUUAGGAAAGAUGAAAGAGACGAGAUUGUGAAGAGCGGAAGAAUUCCUCAAAGGCUUAUACACGACUCACGAAUUAACCAAAAAAGGAUUGAGCGCUUGCAGAAAAGAUAUGUCGCCCGUAUGGGUCUUGGAGUCGAAAGCGAAGAUAAUGAGAGAUCUCUCGUACAGGACCAGGACUUUUCUCCAAAAACGAACGCAAUCAAAGAAGCUUCAUUGGACCUUGAACCCUGCUAUACCAUGACCGGGGAUCAAAACGCGGCACUUGAAGACCACGACAUGACUGUAGAAGAGAUCCCCAGAUCAGAGUUUCGUCAUGACAUAGUCACACAAAACACCGAAGAUGAAUGGCCUUUCAGUCAAUCUGCUGGAGAUGAUUCCGAAAUUUCAUGGUUGGCUGAAUUGUUUGUGCAGCUUGAGAUUGCAGAAAUCAUCACAUCCACAAGUUUUGAGACCGAGAAGGAAAAGCAGUGGGAUGUCGAAGAAGCGCGAUUCAUAUCUGGGACGGAUUUGAAAGCACUUUCCAACCCAUACGAUAAAACUUUAGUAUGCGGUGGGUCUUUCCUGGCUCAAAGGAACAAUCACUACCCACAUCACCUUUCUACUAGGAGUACCUCGCUACAAACCCACAAUUCAGGAAUAUAUCAAUGUCGCUGGAGUCCUCUGUUCGAGAUUGACAUCUUCCCACCAUUUAGAAACUCCAACAAUCGCAUUCAGAACAAUUUUCUUCAUUCACUUGCAUCUUUCAAAAGGAUGUCAGUAGAUUUAGAGUCGAAAUUGUCGAAAUUAGAAAGAUUACUACCAGCGAAUUCUCCAGCAAUCAUUUCGACCCUGGAGUACUUGAUUUUUGUCUACAACCGACUUCUUUGGAAGAGAAAAGUUGCAAUGACAUGCAGAAAGCUCUUGUAUGCAAGACAAAACGAACGAUUCCCUAAUACAUACAAGAUUGUAGAAUCAUGUCUUGGGAUUGUCGAUUCCUGCAUUGCUUUGGGGGAAUUGAUGAUUGGGAGGGAUCUGCAUCUCAUUUUGCACCCAAAGAUAGAAGAGGCUGUGGAUUCUCAACAUCCACUACACAUUCAUUCAUCUUAUUUGAUGGCCAAGAUCUUACAUCGAAUUAACCAGGAUCGCGAAGCUGAAAAUAUAAUCUGUCCUUUGAUGCAGAUAGUUCUAGCUACAUUAGGGCACAACCACUUAUUAACCAUUAAAGUCAUGAAUCUAUUGUCUUUGAUCUUGAAAAGAAAGCAUUAUCUGAUCGAGGCCAAUAGGCUUUCUAGAUACAGUCUUCAAGUGUCCAUUCAAUCAGGCUUGGGUGUAGCUUGGUUCGAAAGCGCAAGUACACUCAUCUUUGUAUUAGAAGCCCAGGACCUUUACAACGAGAGUAUCAAUCUGUCUCAUCACAUAUCCAAGUUAUCAGCCGAAGCCCUUGGUGAAAAGCUUGCAUGCCAUUUUCAUCACAUAAUAAUGGCCAGAGCCCUCUUGCAACAAAAUAAAGAUUCAAAGGCAGUUGAUAUGCUCAAGGGUAUCCAAAAUUCCCCUUACGCAAAUGAAUCGAAUGAAAUAUUCAUAGAGGUAGAGUUUAAAGGCGUCCUGGGUAACGCUCUUUGGAAACAGGGACGUGUUUGGGAAGCUAUAGUUUGCUUCAAAGAAUCUCUCAAAUCGACUGUCAAAAUGUACGGAUGGGACCAUUCAAGUAUUUUUUUACAUUGCAAGAUAAUUGUAAAUUGCUUGGUACAUCUUUCACAAUAUGAUGAAGCUUUGAGGUUUUUUGAGAGGUUUCUGGAGAAAUGUAGGGGGUUUGUCAAGCAGGGCUCACCCAUUGCAGGAUGGAUCGAGGAGACCGAAGAUAGAAUGUACAGAAUGCGAGGAGAGGUUGAAGAUGACGAUAAUAGCAUUUCUGAAGAUGAUUACGAGGAAGAUGAAACAUCUUUUGGCGACACUGAGAUGAAAGAUCAUGAUAUUCAUGAGGAAGAGGACGAUGACAAGGCUCAAUUUGAAGGUCGCGGGCCAAGAUUGGAUGAUAUAUUCAAUACGGAACGAGACAUCUCUAAGGACAUAACCUUUGAGGAGCUAGGUCUUGAUGAGGCUUUCUCAUUAUAAUUUGAUAAUGGAAUAGGGGCUUGAAUGGAUUUCCUCCUCAACGCUAGGUUAAAUUUAUGCUAUGAAAUUGACAACAAGUCAGCAUUUGCGGCACCAACAAGCUAGAAUAUAUAGACAGAGCGCAGGAUCUUUCCUGUCCCAGGUGAAUCAAUGUACACUGUUGAAUC
Botrytis deweyae is the source of this 3191-nucleotide messenger RNA. RefSeq lists its product as uncharacterized. The record is from RefSeq and is a predicted model, not a curated record. Gene Ontology annotation, molecular function: protein binding. The transcript has 2 exons. NCBI's taxonomy places the organism in Eukaryota, Fungi, Ascomycota, Leotiomycetes, Helotiales, Sclerotiniaceae. Bases 619 to 3024 code for a protein of 801 amino acids.